Molecule: messenger RNA, 591 nt
Organism: Cannabis sativa
Lineage: Eukaryota; Viridiplantae; Streptophyta; Magnoliopsida; Rosales; Cannabaceae
Product: pentatricopeptide repeat-containing protein At2g01510, mitochondrial
Exons: 1
Coding region: 1-591 (196 amino acids)
Biological process (GO): RNA modification
Molecular function (GO): protein binding; RNA binding
Source: RefSeq, a predicted model, not a curated record
AUGGGCCGAGCUAAGUUGGUAUUCGAUGAGAUGCCCAGGAAAGAUGUUAUAUCAUGGACUUCAGUUAUAGUAGGCUAUGCAAUCAAUGGUCAAGGAGAGGAAGCUUGUGCUGCUUUUAGGAGAAUGGAGACUGAGAACGUAAAACCAAACUCUGUCACUUUUCUUGGUGUUCUCUCUGCUUGCAAUCAUGUUGGCCUAGUUGAGGAAGGCCAAAACUUCUUUCAUUCUAUGUGCAUGUCUUACCAUAUUCAACCAAACAUUGAGCACUGUGGAUGCAUUAUUGAUAUGCUUGCACGAUCUAGGAGACUAGAAGAGGCAGUAAAAUUUGUAAGGAAUUUGCCCGUCGGGCCAAACGCAGUUAUUAGGAGGAUGUUAAUCAAUGCUUAUAAAGUUCAUCGUGAUUUUGAUAUAGGAUUGAGUUUGAUCAGAGGGCUAAAGACUUUUUCACACAGUCCUGAAGAUCAUGUCAUCUCUUCCAAUUUGUUAGCUGAAGCAGGAAUGUGGGAUGAUGUCCUUGAUGAAAGAAGCUUGAUGGUGAAACAAAAAGUUCUAAAGGUUGCUGGUAAAAGCUCAAUUUCUGAAUUAACAUAA